Molecule: messenger RNA, 1340 nt
Organism: Cimex lectularius (bed bug)
Lineage: Eukaryota; Metazoa; Arthropoda; Insecta; Hemiptera; Cimicidae
Product: IQ domain-containing protein G-like
Exons: 9
Coding region: 137-1315 (392 amino acids)
Biological process (GO): cilium organization
Cellular component (GO): motile cilium; cytoplasm
Molecular function (GO): protein binding
Source: RefSeq, a predicted model, not a curated record
AAUAUGGAAGUAUUUUUGCAGAACCAUAUGUGAACAAAUUUUUUCACAGUAUGAAUUCCAAUUUGAGAAUUUUGCCAUAGGGUGAAACAUGUCUAGGAUAUUUUAGAAUUUCUCUUUUCUGCCCAAAUAAUACAAAAUGGCUGAGUCCAUCAUCAGUGUGAUGUCCGGCUUUAGGGCCAUAGACCUCGAAAGGCUGUCAUAUUUUGAAAGUGUAUUUCAAAGGGCUAAGGAAACCACUAUAGAUGGGGAUUUCCUCGCUACUAAUGAGCAAGAAGAAAUUCGCCCUGAAGAACCAUCAAGAUACACGGAUUUCGAAAGAAUUGCUGCUGUAGGCAUUUUUAAUGAGGCGAUAGACAAGCUGGCCAUAAUUGGAGCAGACAAACCCAAAGUCAAACCCAAUUGUAAUUUUCACCCUCCGAAAGUCAGAUAUUACGAAAAAAUUAGAAGUAGGAAACUUUUUGAUAUCGAUUCUACAGCAGUAGUCGAUGAUGGUAUUAUCCGGACAAACAAAUUCCAAAGAGAGAGAACAUUAUUGGAAUAUAUACUCAAGCUAACGAGGGAUGAACUUUUUGAAAACUCAAGCAUUGAAUGUCUCACUCAGUAUCUGAAUUUAGAAGAAAAGAAAAUUAAAGAAGAACAUGCCAUUUGUUCAACGUAUGGGCAAUAUUCAAGAACUAUUGAUGCUUUGAAAAGUGUAGCAGAAGAGAGUGAACAUCACACAAAGAGUGUUUUGAAAGAGCAAACUGAAUUGUCAAACAGUAUUGAGGGUGAGCUACAAGAGAGCAUGUUCCUGUAUGGGAUAAAACUGGGCUACAGCCGAAAAUGGCAUGAAGCAAGACUUGAACAGAACACCAUGAAGAUUCAAAAAGAAGAAGGAAUAGUGAACGGACAAUUGGAAGAAGCGAGAGCGAAGAUGCUUAAUGAGGACAAGAUUCACAAGGAUAUUGUUCUCUACCUUAGCAUGAGCAUCAUGAAACUAAAUAAAGACAUUGAAAAUUGGAAGAAACGCAGUGAAGUAGACUUAACUGCUAAAGACAAUGAAAUUAUUGAAAUAAGAACAAAAAAAUCGGACGAAGCUGACAAAAUGAGAUCAAUGUUAAGAACAUACAUGAGACGGCGAAAUUCUAUUAAUGAUUAUCUGGAAGUGAAGAGAGCGAGGCUUCUAGCUGAGGAACAGAGAAAGUGGGAGAUGAUCGCAGCUAGGAGGAUUCAGGCCUGGUGGAGAGGGACAAUGGUGAGGUGGAAACUUGGAGAAUAUGCUGUGAAGAAGAAGAAAAAGGGAAAAGACAAGGGAAACAGAAAAAGAAAAAAAUAAAUAGUAAAAUAAAAAGUAUAUUUUU